GUGAAGGCGGCUUUCUUGAUGUUUGCGUUACCGUUACGUUUGUUUAGUUGCUUGACGCUUUUGGAGUUUUCAAAGUUAUGCAGAUGCCGUAGUCUUGCAUUUCCGUGUCACUGUCACAAUAUCUUUAAGUAGGAAAAAUUGUGUUUACGUCACUUCACAUGUUCACAACUCUUCGUCAAGUCUUCGUACGUGCUGGAGCUGCAGCAGGUUAGUAAAAGACCUAGCUUUCUUUUGUGAAUGUGGAAAAGUGCAGCCGGUUAGUCCCAAUUGGUCUUAUUUCGACGUUCUGGGUUAUCCACAUCCGGAACCUGUGAUAGAUGUAAUCGAUCUAGGAGAUCGGAUGCGACAAACCCAGAAAUUGUUACACCCUGAUAAAUUUAGUGCAAAAACACAGUAUGAAAAAGACCUUGCUUCGGAUGCAUCAGCCUAUGUAAACAAAGCAUACAGCUGUCUACAAAAGCCCGUUGAACGUUAUGAAUAUCUCCUUCAUCUGCACGGUGUAUCAACUGAUAACGUAGAUUUCAAGAAAUCAGAUGAUACAGAAUUUUUAUUAGAAGUAAUGAACAUCAGUGAAAAGGUUGAGGAUGUUAUUCACAAUGUUUUGAAUCCCAGUCGUUCUGAGAAAACACUUGGUGAAUUGUCUAGUACCAUUAGUGAACUUGUUAGUGAACUUCUUCAAAGGUUAAAUGAUGAAGAAAAGAUAAUAAUCAAUUUAAUUUCCAGAUCGGACUGGGCUGGUGCGCUAAUAUCUCUUUCAAGGUUCAAAUAUAUUCUCAAGGUAUUCGAGGAAUUACGAGAGCAUGAAUUUGCCUGGAAACAGCUUGGUAUCAAUAUAACGACAACGUAAAAAUAGUUCAUUCAAAGACUAAGAUUCUGUCUCACUUGCUUUGCUUGUCUACUUUUUUAUUUAGACUAACGAAUAAACCGUUAUUGUUUUAAUAAAGCUUUAAAAAACUUACUUUCCAGAA
Molecule: messenger RNA, 968 nt
Organism: Schistosoma spindalis
Lineage: Eukaryota; Metazoa; Platyhelminthes; Trematoda; Strigeidida; Schistosomatidae
Source: the annotation of a GenBank genome assembly